AUGGCUAGGAAGAGAAAAGCUGAAGGACUAACGAAAAUUCAUGAUGCUGCAGCCAUCCUAAACGGAGCUCGAAAGAAAUUUGUUGGAGUUAGACAGAGGCCAUCAGGCAGAUGGGUUGCUGAAAUAAAAGACACCAUACAGAAAAUAAGAGUAUGGCUUGGGACUUUUGACACUGCUGAAGAAGCAGCAAGGGCUUAUGAUGAAGCUGCUUGUUUGCUUCGUGGAGCCAAUACUCGCACGAAUUUCUGGCCUUCUUCUUCUCCUUCAACUUCAGCUCUGCCUCCGAAAAUCACUAAACUUCUUCUCAGAAGACUCAGAGAACGAAAUAAAUCCGUAGCUGCUGCUGCUAAUGAUGACGAUUCGUCCAGUUCUACCUCUCUGGCUGCAAUUGGUCAUCAGCAGCAGAAGCAACAAGAAAAAAUUGGAAACACAGUAGCUGAUUUUUCAGAUUUGUCGUAUACUGAUUAUCUCAAUUACCCUGAAGAUAAUGUAACUGAUAACAACAACGCGAUUGCUAAUGUAAGUGCAAUUACAAGAGAAUUAACAAGCAUAGUGCAAUAUGGCUAUAAUCAGGAAUUUAAUUUUCAGCCUGUGAACAACUAUGAGAGCUUGAGCGCGGAGAUUAUAGAGAUAGGAGAGGCAAUUAAUACUGAUGUUGAAGAUAUAAUAGAGUCAAAUAUUGACUUCCAAUUUCUAAACGAAAUUGGAUCGUGUAACUAUUCACCAUUUGAUUUAGCUGAAGAGCUAUCAAUGGUGGAGACAAUGGAACAGGGGAUGGAUUUUGGGGAAGAAACAUCAAUGGUAAGUGAGGCAAUGAAGAGGAUGAAUUACGAGAGGAAGUUUUCAGCUUCUCUUUAUGCUUUCAAUGGGAUCACAGAAUGUUUAAAGUUGAAGAUGAAAUCUGGAGGCCUAACGCGGUCUGACCAAUUAUCCAGGCUUCAAAAUGCAUGCAAAAGGAACCUCGACAAGGAGAGGGAAAAUGAAAAAUGCAACGUUGGAAUGACUGAGAAUAAGGAUGAAGAGAAUUCAUCGGAAGAAGUAGCAUUUUCGUCGAUGGAGAGUGCUUAUGACAGUGAAUUCUCCCUCUGGAGCUCUAUUGAUCUCCCACCAUUAUGCUUCGUUAGUUGA
Molecule: messenger RNA, 1128 nt
Organism: Solanum tuberosum (potato)
Lineage: Eukaryota; Viridiplantae; Streptophyta; Magnoliopsida; Solanales; Solanaceae
Product: ethylene-responsive transcription factor 7-like
Exons: 1
Coding region: 1-1128 (375 amino acids)
Biological process (GO): regulation of DNA-templated transcription
Molecular function (GO): DNA-binding transcription factor activity; DNA binding
Source: RefSeq, a predicted model, not a curated record